This is a messenger RNA of Fomitiporia mediterranea MF3/22, 2154 nucleotides long. RefSeq names its product Clavaminate synthase-like protein. Lineage: Eukaryota; Fungi; Basidiomycota; Agaricomycetes; Hymenochaetales; Hymenochaetaceae. The coding region runs from base 1 to 2064 and encodes 687 amino acids. The transcript is spliced from 4 exons. Gene Ontology annotation, molecular function: histone demethylase activity; transcription coregulator activity. Gene Ontology annotation, biological process: regulation of transcription by RNA polymerase II; protein demethylation. The record is from RefSeq and is a predicted model, not a curated record.
AUGAGGUCUAGCAAAUCUAGCCGACGUGCUAAAGGCAGCAACGCUGCAAGUCCAACAGCUGAGACUGCUGCUACUUCUGCUGCGGACACUGACAAGCAACGCUGUCCGCAAUGUAAGGAUGAUGACGAAGACAACGCAGAGAUUGCGCUUGCCAAAGAAGACUGGGUGCGCUGUGAGGGUCGGUGCAAGACCUGGUACCACUGGCGAUGUGUCGGUGAAGGUGGGGACCUCGAAGCUAUAGACAAGUGGUACUGCAAACCAUGUCUGGCCGCCGAUCCGAAACGCGCGAUCACGUUGAAGCCGCCAGCACGCAAGUCGGCGCGCAAGAAACCUGCACGCGACUAUGCCAGUCUACAUAAUGGUAUCCCUGCUGCAGGCGCCGACAAAUGGCAUGCGCUCCUUCAGGCGAAGGAGGCUGCGGGCGCGUUUGCACGCGACCCGUUCAAACGUAUGAAAGGCGCCGAGCUAACUCUUGAAUGGGCAGACCAUAAUCCGGAUGCCCUGUUAGAGCCUGUGCUUAUUGAAAAUCCGGAGGGUCUGGGUAUGUCGAUGCCUGCGGAAGGUCUCACCGUCUCGGACAUAGCGCAUAUCGUCGGCGAACAAACGCCAGUGGAGGUCAUGGACGUCGCAACGCAGUCCAACACGCCGGGCUACACGCUUGGGAAAUGGGCAGCCUACUUCAACACACCGGAAGACUCUCGCGACCGUAUACGGAAUGUCAUCUCUCUCGAAAUCUCUGAAACCCCUCUCGGAGCUCAAAUCGUCCCACCACGUAUCGUACGUGACCUGGACUGGGUGGAGAAGUUCUGGCCUGUAAACAAACGGGGUCCUGGACACGCCUAUCCUAAAGUUCAACUCUAUAGCCUGAUGGGAGUUGCAAAAGCAUGGACAGAUUGGCACAUUGACUUCGCUGGCUCCUCGGUUUAUUACCAUAUUCACAGUGGUGCAAAGACAUUUUACUUCAUCCGACCUACGCCUGCUAACCUCGCCGCUUAUGAACGAUGGUCUGGUUCCGAGCUACAAACAAGCACUUGGCUGGGUGAUCUCGUUGAUGUUGUGUACAAGGUUGAUCUUGUAAAGGGCAAUACAAUGAUCAUCCCGACCGGCUGGAUCCAUGCCGUAUAUACACCAGUAGACACGAUUGUCUUUGGCGGGAACUUCUUGCAUUCAUAUAACGUUGCCACACAACUACACGUACGCGAGAUUGAGAACUCGACUCGAGUACCCAAGAAAUUCCAAUUCCCUUUCUUCACAAGACUCUGUUGGUACGUCGCAGAAGCAUCCCUCCGAUCCCUCAAAGCCCGCGAAGACUUCUCUCCGCGCGUCCUCUCUUCAUUAGAAGCACUCGCCCGUUUCCUCAUCAACGAAGUCCACUUAAUAGAACAAUCCGACUCUCGUUCGUCUUCCUCUUCGGGAGUCGCAGCCGUCGCUGCGCCUAGUACCGACGGUGCAAGACGCAAAGAAGCGAAAGAAGCUGUACCAGGGGAUCGCGUGAAGGAUGCGUGUGCACUUGCUCGGGAGUUGCGAUGGCGCGUGAGGAUCGCGGUGCAUGGAAGUAGUGAUGCGGAGGACGAGGGGACGGAGCAUUCGGUGAGGACAGGUACGAAAAGACGACGGAAGGGAGGAGCAGGAGGUGGUUCUGUGGAAUUGAGUAGUUCGGAAAAUGGACAUUCUGAAGCAGAUGCACGGUUAAGGAAUUUUGAACCGAAACGAUGGGAUGCGUAUGAUAUACAGGCGUCCUCUGUGAAGGAACGGGUUCGACGGCCCAUUCCCGAAGGCAAUGAACGUCCACCUACACUUCCUAUUGGCGAGCCGGACGGAAGAGGAGAAUGGGCACAAGCAUGGCUUAAAUUCGACAAAGACAUCAGCACCAUAGUAAAAGAAGAGAAAGAAAUGGACGUGGACGUUGAGAACGUUCAACCGGAAGUUACGACUAAACACGAAGUCAUGGUUCGAGUACGUCGGACAGCGCGUGGGCUCGAGCGACAACGGGUAGAACGAACAGUGGAAAUGUGGGACUGGGAUGAUGACGCUGCGUUGACGAUGGAACAGGACGCCUCUUAGAAUGCAUUGUAAUCGUGUUUUCCAAUUCACUGGAUCAAUUGCUUGCUUGUCUUAUUUGCGUAAUAUUCUCGCUGGAAAUAUUGAUUUUAC